GCCACACUUGUCCAGUGACUCCAGUCAGUUAGUCGAGAGCCCUGAAAAGCGUUAACAACUUUGUACGGACACUUCUUCUACGGUUUGUUGAAGCAAAAUGGACUCGCAUUACAUUGAUAUAUCCAGCAAGUACAAUUACCUUUACGAGCCCAUCCAUCAACAAUUUAGAGCUCCACUUAUCAUCAAAAGACUACAACUGACACCAGAUGAUCUGCUCUUGGACAUUGGUGCUGCUACAGGUCAACAAGCUCAUCUGAUAUGGAAGCAAGUAGGACUGAAGAACCCUGUGACAUGUGUGGAGCCUUGUCACGCAUUCUUUGAACAUGCAAGCAAACUGGAUGGUAUUGUACCUGUCACACAAACAGCAGAACUGUUUUGUGAUCAUUUAGCUCAAGUCGGAAGUCAGCGGCGAUUCAACAAGGUGCUACUCUGUAGUGUAGUACACCACAUCGAUGACAUCGUAAAAUGCGUUGGACAGAUCCUCGACUACCUCCCGAAGAAUGGUGCUUGCUUUAUAAUAAGUGGGUUACCCUGUAGCGAAAAAUCCUUAUCAUCCCUACCGCUGUCAGUUCUUCAGUUGCAACACCUGAAGGAGAAUUCAAACCCAUUUGAUAUCAUAUUACCUUACGUCAAAAGCCGUGAUGACGUCACCACAGAAGUAACCAAUGAGGAGCCUACUUUCAGAAUUCCCAAAAGUAGGUGGUAUUAUAUGAUUCGAAAUCGCUAUUGGUCGUAUUUCCAUCGAUACACAGAUGAAGAGAUAGAAGAAAGCAUUAAAGAGCUGGAUAAUGGGAGAUUUAAUGGAGUCAAAGAUGACGAACUGAUUACUGUAGCAUAUGAAGCUAUUGGAGUCAAAAUGACAAAGAAAUAAGUGUUGUACUUAAUUCAUGGUUAGAAAAGAAUAUAAGACAGACAGACAGACUGACUGACUGAUCUGUAC
Molecule: messenger RNA, 940 nt
Organism: Actinia tenebrosa (Australian red waratah sea anemone)
Lineage: Eukaryota; Metazoa; Cnidaria; Anthozoa; Actiniaria; Actiniidae
Source: RefSeq, a predicted model, not a curated record